AUGAGAGUCUCCCGUGUUCCAUUUCGAGCAUGCUCCAGCUCCUACCUGGACGUGACGAGCCCCGAGGUGCGCUCCUGGUGGGCGCAGCAGUUCACGCCCGACAAGUACCAGGGCUCCACGCGCCACCUGUACAUAUGGAACGACAUGAACGAGCCCAGCGUCUUCAACGGGCCGGAGAUCACCAUGCCCAAGGACGCCCUGCACUACCAGGACAGGGAGCACAGGGACAUCCACAACAUCUUUGGGUACUACUACCACCUGGCAACAGCGGAGGGCCUCAUACACAGGGGCAAGGAGGUGGGGGGACCACACAGGACAGGGCGGGACGCGCUCACAUAG
Monoraphidium neglectum is the source of this 339-nucleotide messenger RNA. RefSeq names its product alpha 1,3-glucosidase. Lineage: Eukaryota; Viridiplantae; Chlorophyta; Chlorophyceae; Sphaeropleales; Selenastraceae. Gene Ontology annotation, molecular function: alpha-glucosidase activity. The record is from RefSeq and is a predicted model, not a curated record. The transcript is spliced from 3 exons. Gene Ontology annotation, biological process: N-glycan processing; carbohydrate metabolic process. Bases 1 to 339 code for a protein of 112 amino acids.